This is a messenger RNA of Eimeria mitis, 771 nucleotides long. RefSeq lists its product as uncharacterized. Gene Ontology annotation, biological process: regulation of transcription by RNA polymerase II. Gene Ontology annotation, cellular component: Set3 complex. The record is from RefSeq and is a predicted model, not a curated record. Lineage: Eukaryota; Apicomplexa; Conoidasida; Eucoccidiorida; Eimeriidae.
AUGGGGUCCCCACCUAUUGUACAGCUGCAGCUGCUGUUACAGCAGCAGCAGCAGCAGCAGCUGCUGCUGCUGCUGCUGCAUCGAUGGUCCUUUGCUUUUCUCCUGCUUUCUUUUUCUCUCUCCCUCUUUGCGGCUCUUUUCUCUCUGAGGUCCCUCUUGUAUUUGUCGUUGUUCCCGAACGCUGCUGCUUCUGCUGCAGCAGCAGCAGCAGGGACUGUGGCCGAGGAAGACACUGCUGCUGCUGCUGCUGCUGCUGCUUUUUUUUGUGUGCAGUUGUGGGUCUGCUGCCAGAAGCUGCUGGCUCGAGCGGAGGCCCUUCAAGGAGACCGGAGCGGGGCCCUUGCGACUUUGUAUGUGCUGAGCAACUCUGCUGCUGCUGGUAGACAGCAGCAGCACCACCCGCAGCAGCAGCAGCAGCAGCAGCAGCAGCAGCAACAGCAGCAACAACAGCAGCAGUUCGACUGCCUUGAAGGCAUCGAGACAGAGGGCCCUGACGGCUGUCUCCGCCGCUUCAUCGCCUUAGCAGCAAGCAAGGAUGCUGCAGCAGAUGCAGCAGCAGCAGCUGCUGCUGCUGCUGCCCCCUGUUCGCGUAGCGACUCCUUCCCUCACCAGCAUCAUCAGCAGCAGCAUCAGCAGCAGCAGCAGCAGCAUGACGAUGGCGACGCGGAGAGCGGCCAGUGGAGCGCGCUGCAGGAGGAUGUAGGCUUGCCCCCGGGUUUACUAGAUAAGGUGUCGAGAGCGGCCAGUGGAGCGCGCUGCAGGAGGAUGUAG